UAGCAGAAAGCGGAGCGCGGAGAUGCAUCCGAGCGCAAUGCCGGCGCCCGCCGUUGUGUGUUCAGAGCCACUGCAGCUAUGAAAGCGAAGGUAUAUUCACCCGUGGUCGUCGAGGGAUGCAAGAGAGUGAGGGGGGAGCCCGAUGCGCGGUAGGGGAUGGGAAUGUGAUGGCGGCGAAGUCUGGUAGGGGAGAGGUAGCUAGCGAACGCGAGAGGAGGCAUUGUGUGGCCGCUAGGACAGACCGGAGCCAGGUAUGGCAUGGUGAUGAACUGAGUGAAUCACGCUUCGGACGCUUCGAGAAACGAUCGAUCGUGCAAACACGCAGCUGCGACAGCAGAAUUCCUUUCCGCUUCGACAAUCGAGAGGCGAAGAAACGAUCAGUGCGAAUGCGAACGUAAGAGGAAGAUCCGUGCGCGUUUCCAGCGUCAUGUGUGCGAGAAGCGUGUUGCUGUUGCUCGCCGUCGAUUGGAUCGCCGAGAGCACACUCGCCGUUGCGUUGAGUCAGCACGUAAAGCCGACCGUGAACAUCAGUAAGUGCUGCGAGCUCGAGGAGAUGCUGGUGAACGAACGUUGCAUACCGUUGACGGAAGUCAAUAAGACCAAGUGGCAGCCGGAGUUCGUGAAACAGGCGAAUAAAGCGAGCAAAGUAGAUUACGAGCUGAAAGUCGGACGACCGAGGUGCAAACCGAACGAGCACGAGUGGACUGUGUAUGAUUAUCCUGGCUCGUAUAGGCUGGACUGCUUGUUGUUCCUGUCGAACGGCAUGCUGCGUCACUAUGCCAAGUGCACCGCGUCAGAGGAUAACAGCGAUGCCGUGUUUGACGAGGACGACCACGUUAAAGAGUAUCCGAAUGUACAACGAUUGCACGCCGAUUAUCCGUUUGGGCAUUACUGCGCCGACCAGGCAAUGCACAGCAACAAUAGCCAGGUGGGGACGUACGCCGUGGUGUGCGUGCGAAACAAUGCCGUACACUGGACCGACACCGACUACUUGAUGCAGCACGCAAUCGAUCCCGCUUUCCACGCCGUAUCGAUGGCCUGCUACCUCAUCGUCGCGGUCAUCUACUUCGUGCUGCCGCAGCUGCGCGAUCUCGUCGGCAACAUCAUCACCAGCAUGAUGCUCUGCCUCGUGGUCAACCAGUGCGCCUCCACCGUCAGAAUAUUCACCGAAUUUGGCAGUCAUAUCAGCUUCAUUAUCGCCGACACGGUCAUAUACGUUUCCCUGAUGGCGAUCUUCAUGUGGCUCAGCGCGCUGGGCUACUACGUGUGGAACGCGUUUAAGUCGCGCAACGUUUUUCUGCGAGUGACCGACGGCAGGAAGUACUGCUACUACUCGUCGUGGGUGUGGGGUCUGACAAUCUGCCUCGCCGGCACCGCGUUCUUCGCGCACUUCGUUCUUGAGACGGACAAGCACACUGUCGCCGGCCCGAUGUACCCCGCUCAGGAGACCGUCGGUUUGCUCGGGAUGUCCGUGAUGUUCACGUGCAUCGGUUUCGCCGUUAUAAUCGACCUAUGUCUGAUACUGACGACCGCAAACAGAAUCAAGAGGAUAAACACGUACGGCCGAAUUCACCACAAGAUGAAGUACAGCUUCCGCAUGUUCGUCUUGCUCUACGUGAUCUUGAGCGCUGGUUGGUUCUCGCUGAUGUUGUCGCAGUUCAAGUACAAGGCUUUCGAGUACUGCAACAUCGUCGUCAAUCUCUUGCAAGCGCUGAUGGUACUCUAUGUGUGCGUGUUGGGCCAGCGUAGAGUCACGUUUCUGCUCAGCAAAACAUGCAACUGUUGUGACGUUGGCGACAACACCGAGGGCCUUGACUGGGGCGAGGAGAUGACUGCCAUUAACGCGGGUUAUUAACGCAUUGUUUGUCACUCACGAACAAUUCACAAUACGAUCGUUCUAUGUCGCGAGUACGAUCUGUAUGCAAAUCGAUGACGCGUUUAAGUCACGAGUACAAAUACCGCGCACACAGCCAUAAAGAGUAGAGUGGAACGAUAAACAUUCCAUGCUAAAAGCAAAUACAAGCAUGUGCUCGUAUGUGCGUGCAUUCACAGUCAAAUCGAGAAUAUGAUUCUUCAUAUCGAUUGGAUUCAACACACUUGUUUCCAUGAUUCAUCUCAAAGUCAUAGCUCAUAAAAGCAUAUAUUUCUCGCGUGCAGAUUUUAGCAAAUAUAUAUAGGUAUAUACAUUGAAACCAAAAGAUAUUCUUUGUAGAGUGUGAUCAAUGGAUAUGUUUUUUACUUCACCGGGAAACAGUAUUAUGCGUGUAAUAGCAUUAAGCAAACGCAAAACGUGCAAGAUAUGUAAAAAAAGAUAUGUAUACAUUCGAGACAAUAAUUGGAGAGAGAAAUGUGGCAAUAUUGUAAAUAAUAUUGUAAUAAUCAAGCCAAUGUGUAAAUUCAAUACGAGUCGGAAAAGCAGAUAAAUUUGACUGAUAAAAGAUAUUAUAAAUUAAAAAAAUUUUUAAAAGUUAUAUAUGAAAUAUACGAGAUACAUAUCGAUUAAGAUUGUUGAUAAACGAAUUAUGGCACAUUGGAAAAAUUACGUGUGCCUUUAAUAUAUCAAUAUGUCAAACUUGCCGAUUGUAUGUGCCUCAAAUCAAAAUUAAUCUCUUGCCUUAUAAAAAUGUACGCUUACUUAGACAUCAAUUUCACAAUUCACAAGUCAUUUCACAAUUUUGACAUCUAGCAUCUAUCGAUGUUUCUAGCACAUCAUCUCACCAUAAAUGUACUGAUUUCUAAAUAUAAAAAGUCAAUUAUAUUGUGCAAUAUCAAUAAUACUAUUCAAUUACUAAUUAACAAAGUUUGUUAUGCAAAUGAGUUGCACAAUAUAGUUAAAUACAUCAAUCCCUGAUGGUCUGAUUUUUUAAUGAUACUUAUGUAGUAUUUAUAUUUAUGUGUAGAGUGAUCCAAUUUUUGUACAAGACAGUCGAUAAAUAAAAUUGAAAUAACUAAUUAAA
Linepithema humile (Argentine ant) is the source of this 2957-nucleotide messenger RNA. RefSeq names its product G-protein coupled receptor Mth-like 5 (gene mthl5). NCBI's taxonomy places the organism in Eukaryota, Metazoa, Arthropoda, Insecta, Hymenoptera, Formicidae. The record is from RefSeq and is a predicted model, not a curated record.